Molecule: messenger RNA, 656 nt
Organism: Anopheles stephensi (Asian malaria mosquito)
Lineage: Eukaryota; Metazoa; Arthropoda; Insecta; Diptera; Culicidae
Product: 37 kDa salivary gland allergen Aed a 2-like
Exons: 3
Coding region: 94-594 (166 amino acids)
Molecular function (GO): odorant binding
Source: RefSeq, a predicted model, not a curated record
AGUCUCUCAUAAGACAUCUAUAAUCUCUAGUAUAUAAGCACACUUGAUCUGUGAUAGAUCGUACAGCAAGCUCCAGCAUUAAAGUGCAGCACCAUGCUAAAGGAAGCGAUCUUCAUCUCCUUAUCCGCACUCUGCUUAGUAGCAGUAGUCCAGGGUGGUACGAUAAAAGAAUGUGAGAGCAAGAUGGCAGCGUCGUUGAAGAAAAAAUUGUGCCAAGUGCGUCAGUACAAACUCUUCGAAACAACGGACAUGUACAGUCACAUCGAUUGUUGCAUGAAGGCGGUCGAUUUUGUGGAGAAAGAUGGAACUGGAGAUUAUCACAAGCUGUAUGAGCUGCUAAAUAACAUCGAGGAGCAUCGUAAACAUGAUAUAAAUCUGGAGACGUGCGUCGGUGAAUCUAUGGACGCUCAGGCAAACCAGCGGGCGUACGCGUUCUACAAGUGUUUGCUGAAAUCCACCUCGGCUGAUGCGUUCAAGAAGGCGUUUGAUUUGAGGGAACUGAUCAAGGCUAACAAGCUUCCACCGGGCACCAGAUACAGCUCGGAGAUCGACAAGCAGAUGAAGAAAAUUGAUGACAACAUAUGUAAGUUGUAACUGAAAGGGCACAAUCGAGAGUUUUGAUGGAAUAAAUGUAAUCUAACUUGACAGCAUCAUAA